Molecule: messenger RNA, 2130 nt
Organism: Fimicolochytrium jonesii
Lineage: Eukaryota; Fungi; Chytridiomycota; Chytridiomycetes; Spizellomycetales; Powellomycetaceae
Exons: 2
Coding region: 295-1800 (501 amino acids)
Source: RefSeq, a predicted model, not a curated record
CCCUCGGCAUAGCAUGCAUGUCUUGUGCUAUCCUCGUGCGCCGUAACUACAGUAUCUAUGUUUUUAGUAUGCAUCCCAUCCAUUGCGACGGGGCAGGCUAUCUCCGCAAAAUACAUAAGCUUCGCAGGUCUCGCCUGCCUCCUCCUUUCCUUGUUGCAUCUUCCUCUCUCAACAACUGUCUGUCGCUUGUAAAGAACCCCCGCUCAUAAAUCACACAAAAGAGGAGACAGCCGGUCUGUUCAUCCCGCAUUCCCAUAAUCCAGCUGUCGAACCAGUGAACGAAUAAACACAGAUAUGGCAUCCGACGAACUGUCUGCUCCAACAACGACGGAACUCACCGUCACGGACGCUGCAAAGGCUGAGAUCCGAAGAGACUCGGGAAGUUCUUUUUCACCUCACCCUUCCAAAAGUCCCAUCUCUCCAGCUCCAGCUCCAACUCCACUGCCGGCAUCUACCAACAUCAAACACCACCAUACGAUACCCAAACCCGUUGUUCCUCCAAAAUGGAAUUCGGUUCGUCAGAUUAUCGUCCAUGCGACAUCGGGUGGUUUGCGCUCGUUUUUACUAGGUUACGCCCUCCGAGGCGGGAUCGCAUCGCUGAUCAAAACCAUCUUCUUCCUCCGGGGCAAGACGACGCUCAAAUCCGCUCUUUCCGCAUUCUACGCCCCAACAUCAACCCGCUUCGCAGCCAUGAUCGGCUCCUUCUCCUUCCUCUGGAAACUCAUCAACAACCUCCUAGCCCACACCUCCGACCGCUCCUCCAAACUGCACGGGAUGAUCGCCGGCGGAAUCGCAGGCAGCGUCGCCCUGCUCUUUGAAGAAAAAGAAUCCCGCAUAGCCAUCGCCCAACAAUUUUUCGUCCGCUCCAUGCAGGCCGGCUACAACGCCCUCAAAGCCCGGGAACUCGUCCACUUCCCGCACGGAGACUCGGCCCUCUUCAUGCUCAGCUGCGCCAGCAUCCUCUACGCCCUUAUCAUCCAGCCCACCACCAUCCCGCCCGAAUACUACAGGUGGAUGGUCAACAUCUGCCAGGUCUCCCACCCCAUCCUCGAUUUCAACCGCACCCACGUCGCCGCCUACUCAAAGGGCAUCACUCUCCCGGAUACCGCGAAACGCAUGACAUCCCUCAUCGAACACCGCCCCAAAUCCUUCACACCACAGCUCGUCUCCUCCGCCCUCGGAUACCUCAACGCGAACAACGGCCAGCUCCCCCUCGUCCCCUGCUCCGUCCUCCACCCCUCCUCCGCCUCCUGCUUAACCUACAACGCCCAACUCUGGCCAACCAUCUUCCGCGACAUCGGCCCCGUCUACCUCGCCCUCAACUUCGUCCCGCUCCUCCUCUUCAAACCAAAAGUCCUCCUCCACGACCCCGUGAACGUUACAAAACGAAACCUGGUCGCCACCGCCCGGAGCGCCGUCUUCCUCGCGGCGUUCAUCAGCAUCUUCCAGGUCAUGAUCUGCGCGCAACGCAACCUCGCCCUCUCCUCCCUGCCCAUCCCAAACGUGCUCCGCAGGGACCACCGAUACUGGUACUACUUUGUCGGCAUGUGCUGCUCGUCCUCCAUCUUCCUCGAACACAAACAGCGCCGCUCGGAACUCGCCAUGUACGUCGCGCCGAAGGCGUUCACGUCCGCGUGGAAGCUGUUACAUCAACGCGGGGUGAUGACGCGCAUCCCGGGGUUCGAGAUCUUGAUGGGGGGUGUGAGCAUGGGGCUUUUGAUGAGUGUGUAUCAGACGGAGCCGGAACGGAUGAGUGGGUUGUUGUUCAGGGUGAUGGAUAAGAUGAUUGGGAGGAAUUAGGGGGGAUGGGCAUACAUUCACAGAGGGAUGGGGGAUGAACAAACUCGAGUUGGAUUUGUACAUACAUGACGCCGUAGCUAGCUAGACCUGACGCCCAUUUUUCUUUUUGUUUCGCAUGCAUUCGGAGACUUCGGAAUAGAACCAUCGUUUUAUUUCAUUGGCUUCAAGAAAGAAUGAUUUGUAUAGCAGGAUGAGAACAGGAUCACUACGGGCUCGUCGUGCGCUAAGCUACUGUAAACGAGGCUCUGGGCUACAAGCUCAACUACGCCGAUGGAUACAAAGGGAGGAGAGAAAAAAAUAGGCCGAAAGCAUUCACCAGCGAAACGAUAA